AUGGCCGAACAGACCGCGCAGGAAUCCCCGGCCUGGUCGGAUUCGGAUAGUGCGCCCUCUGUCGUCGAGAAGAAACGCCGCUUACCCCCCUUUCUGAACCAUUUCAAUGGCCGCGAUCUCAAGAUCUUCUUCCGAUGCUGGGUCGCCGUCUGGGUGGCUUGUCUGUUGAUCUUCAUCCAUCCCUCGCUGGAAAGCAUCGGCACCGCAACGUUCUUUGCCGCACUUGUUUUGAUGUUCUUGCCCCCAUCCGGGGUCGUCUUCAUCUACCUUCUGGGCGCGUUGUCCCUGUUUAUUGGUAUCUGUCUGGCUUGGGCAUGGGGCGUCAUCACCAUGAAGGCUGCCCAAGCGGCCAGGCCAGCGGCCGAGACGCAGGCCAAAGUGGCCUCGCUGCAGCAAUUAGCCGUUUCGCAGGCUCAAAAUUCGACGUAUACCCCGACCGAAAUAGCGCAGCGAUUGGUUUAUGAUGGAUACAUGCUGGAUGCGCGCGUCACCGCCGUCACGUUCUGUCUCAUCUGCACCUUUGUCUAUUUCAUGGCGCGUCUCCGAGCCAGUAAUCCCAAAGCUGCUUUGACAUCAGUCUUUGGGAUCAUCAUCUCCGACCUGUUUCUCAAUUACACUCCCCUUUUGCCCUCAUUCUCCGGCACUCUGCCCCUCACUCUCGUCAAACCCGCCGCCAUCGGAGUCGGACUUGGCCUGGCAUGCUCGGUACUCUUCUUCCCUCAGUCGACGUCGCACGUGGUCUUGGAUAACAUGGAGGAUAUCGUCCGACUUCUCCAACCGCCCCUGGCUAUCACAGCAAACACCCUCGGCAAGGAGGAACAACCGGACCCGGGCCAGCUGCGUGUGACACAGGCACAAAUCAUCCAGAAGUAUCGAGGCAUGUUGCCUGCGUUGGCAUUCUUGCCUCUCGACUUUUCCGUUGGGUGCUGGGGGGCGGAGGAUGUUGCGUCAUUCCAGGGCCCUUUGCGAGACGCCCUGGUUGCGGUUUUGGCGCUUUUGGAUUUCAACAUUGCCCGCAUUGCGGGCCAGGCUCGUUCUGAGGACAUUCUGCGUAAGUAUGUCGAUCAGAAAGUUGCAGACGGGGAGGAAAAGCCCACGCGCGAGGUCGGCGCGCAUCAGCUCACUCAGCUUGCUGAGCUACUGAAUGGGUUCCGCAGCCCGGAUAGCCAACCGCUGCGCAAGGAGGUCGUCCAGGAGCUGGUCCGGACAAGCGCAGCGGCCAUUGAUGCCUGCACGGAAGGGCUGGGCGUUGUUCAAGAGUGUAUUCACCUUGUGAACUGUCGACGUUGGUUCCGACAGCCAUCCCAGGCUGAACGCGAGCGGCUGCAGCAACGCAGUGACAGUGCACUUGAAACCCUGCGCAAGGCGCGUUCCGCCUUUAUCAAUGACAUGAGUGAGAUCCUGAUCGGGGAGCAUGACCAACGGAUGGCGGAUCAGGCCCAGCAGUUUCGGCCGCUCAUGUUCGUUCUGGUAUUCGAGGAGCAUAUCUCCAACACCGUGGAGAAGACCGAGGCCCUGCUCGCGCGGGUAUCCACAGUCUUUCAAGGAUCCACCAGAGUCCGCAUCUACUUGCCAACACGACUCCGAUACGCCGCUUCCUGGGCAUCCGCUAAGGAGGUCAAAGCUCCGGGGUCGCAGACGACCGAAGACGAUCCUGAUAGCGUCAGUGUCGACGACGUAGCCAAAUCUGCGCAAGAGAAGCUGCGUGCCACCCGCGGAUACCGCACUAAGCAACGCCAUCCGUUCAGUCGAGCUGUCCUCGGAAUCUAUCACUGGUUCACAUGCGACCAGGGCCUAUACGCCCUGCGGAUGGUCGUGGUCACGAUUGCCCUGGGCAUCCCCGGCGUGAUUCCUCACAGUGCGAGCUUUUACUACCGUGAAAAGGGGCUUUGGGCGCUGAUCAUGGGGCAGACGGGGUUGCUCGUGUACAUGGCGGAUUUUGCGUUCGCCCUGAUGGCGAGGGUCAUUGGGACCGUGAUUGGGGGAGUUUUAGGGCUGCUGGCGUGGUACAUCGGGUCCGCAAAUGGACCGGGCAAUCCGUAUGGGUUGGCGGCCAUCACCGCCGUGGUGCUGGCGAUUCUCGUCUGGGUGCGACUGUAUUUGCACCCGAGCAUGAUGCAGGGCGGAAUCAUCGGGGCAGCUACAUUUCUGCUGGUGAUCGCGUAUAGCUACGAUGAUACACAUAUUCCCCAGUAUGGCAACCCGGGAGUCGGCUACAGCGUCUUCUGGAGACGGCUCGUGCUGGUGCUGGUAGGCGUCGCCGCGUCGGCCAUCCUGCAGCUCCUCCCACGCCCUCCUUCCGCAUCUCGUCAUGUCUGCAAGACACUCUCCCGCACCGUGCGAACGCUGUCUACUCACUACGCACUCCUUCUCUCAGUCUGGGCACAAGGGUCCAGCGAGGGCAAAGCGCUCGCCGAACCAUUGUCCCUGCAGUUGGCCGAAUCCCUGGUCGCCCUCGAGGGACCCAUCAAGCUACUCAAGUUCGAGUUCUCCAGCUCCCGCUUCGACAGCGAAUCGCUAGGCAGGGUGAACACCCUCUGCCGCAGCCUGAACCGACAACUCGCUCGACUCCUGCUUCUAUCUUCGUCCCUCUCGCCAGAGUUCCAGGAACAGCUGGCGCGACAGACAGGGCUCCUGGACCACCGACUAAUCGGACAGGUCAUGGCGGUGAUGGGGAUUUGCGAGCAGGCGCUGAAAACGGGCGAUGCACUGCCGGAGAUUCUCCCGACACCGUUGUUCAAGCAGGCGGUGGACCAGUGGUCGCGGGGGCGACGGGGGGAACUGAUCUCGGGGGAAAUGAUGCGGGACGAGGGAUAUCGCAAGUUCUGUGUGGCGGCCAGCGCAUACUUUGGGUUCUUGCUGACGGUGGAUGAGCUGGUUCUGGUAGUAAAGGGAGUGUUGGGAGAGGCUCAUUUAGUGGGUAGAGAGGGGAAAUGGCUAUUGGGAGAUGUCGAGGAUGGAGUGGCGACGAGUACGGAGGAAUAG
Aspergillus sclerotioniger CBS 115572 is the source of this 2985-nucleotide messenger RNA. RefSeq lists its product as uncharacterized. The coding region runs from base 1 to 2985 and encodes 994 amino acids. The transcript is spliced from 4 exons. The record is from RefSeq and is a predicted model, not a curated record. NCBI's taxonomy places the organism in Eukaryota, Fungi, Ascomycota, Eurotiomycetes, Eurotiales, Aspergillaceae.